Messenger RNA from Aspergillus pseudotamarii, 1890 nucleotides. RefSeq names its product DUF3176 domain-containing protein. Bases 1 to 1890 code for a protein of 629 amino acids. Lineage: Eukaryota; Fungi; Ascomycota; Eurotiomycetes; Eurotiales; Aspergillaceae. The record is from RefSeq and is a predicted model, not a curated record. The transcript has a single exon.
AUGGGAUUUGACCUCUGGUGGGGAAGACGUCAUGCAAGGGGGAAGGGUAGUAGUUCGGGGGCAUCCCAACAAAUUGAAACACAAACAUUAACCGAACCGCACGCUGGCAGUCUAGCACGUCCCUCGUCAGAAAUUGCUUCCGACAGGGUCCAAUAUGGCCUCACGAAACCUGCCAAGACUGACAAAGAAAAAACGGGGCAUGAUUGGAAGGAAUCUUGGAAGUGGGAAGCUGCGGCUGCUACUCUAAGUGUGAUCGGGCUUGGCCUUCUGAUAGGAUUUCUCUUCAAAGUUCACGACACUCCAUAUGCGGAUUGGCAAUAUACGGCUUCACCUAAUACGGUCGUAUCUAUUAUUGUCACUAUUUCCAAGGCAGCACUCCUUGUCCCGGUAUCAGGAUGUCUUAGCCAGCUGAAAUGGAAUCGGUAUCGCGAUUCCGUGCCACUGUAUGAUAUGCAAGCCAUUGACCAGGCGAGUCGGGGGCCCUGGGGCGCGUUGGAGCUUCUCUGGAUAGGUAUCCCACGACUCAGAAUGGAUGCUCUAACCCUCGUCGGGGCAUUCAUGACCGUGCUAGCAGUUGCAAUAGAUCCAUUCUCGCAGCAGAUCUUGGCAUUCCCAUCGCAUAAAGUUCACGUAUUUAACGAAAGCGCGUUAAUUCAAGCUGCGCAUAGAUACGUGUAUCAGCAGAAACUCUACAUCAACCACGAACAUUCCGGCUCACUAGCCCCGUCGAUGUUGAGUUCGAUGAUCAGUGGAUUAGCACAAACGAACAGCCCUCUUGCGCCACAGUGCAGCUCAGGGAUAUGCAAGUUCCCAGAGUUUAUCACUAUUGGAGUCUGUAGCUACUGUGAGGAUAUCACUAGCAAAGUGAAUCAGAUCUGUCAUCAAUCGGAAUUUCUGCAAGAUGGUGAGGAAAGUGCAGUACAGCAACCCCAUGUGAGUUGCAUAUACAAACCUCCAAGUGGACUAGAAAUCGCUACGGACGCGACUGGUCUCACCAAGGAACAAGACUCCAAUGAAGUCUCGUUGAAUCACUGGGGCACCUACCCACAAAGCCGCACCUCGAUGACCGGGGUUCAAAAGCCCAUCUUUUCUUUCGUUGCGGCCAACCAGUCCACUCGGGUCUGGUAUGUUCCCGAAAACGUGACUCUACCUCCACCGAAGCCGUUGUUCACCGAUUGUGUGUUUUAUUACUGCGAAAGGAAAUACGCGUCCAGUCAUUACUUGGCUAAUGAUCGUGCCAGCCACUCUGCCAAUGUGACUCAGACACAACCACUCCUUCCCAGUGACGAUACCACUCUAUAUAGAUCAGAUUAUGUUUAUAUUCUCCAACCGCCGGAUGGCCAAACAGCGUUGUCUGGCCGUUCACCAUAUAUGAUUGAUGCAUAUACCUUUCUGUCUAUCCCAAGUGUGAUGAGGAAGCUCUUCAACACAACCACUGGCAGCGGCGCUUACUGGGAUGACUUCGACAAUGAAUCGACAGGGCUAAAUCUGGAGCCCAUUCUGCGCGAGGCUGAUCUGAGGGAGCUCUUACAAUCAAUGUCCACUAGUAUGACAGAUGUUUUAAGGGCAAACCCUGAAGCCGAAAAGGUUCCAGGACGGGCCUUUCGAGUUGAGACUUAUAUCCACGUCCGGUGGCCGUGGAUCGUUCUUCUGGUAUGCGCCGUCUUGGGAUCCCUCGUCCUACUUUUAAGGACUGCCACCGUGAGCAAACGACAACACGCGAAAGUUUGGAAGGCUUCGAUUAUUCCAUUGCUGACGAGCCGAUUGGAUCUUCAGCCUGAAAAUGAAAUUGCGGCGCUGGAAAGUCUAGACGACAUACAUCAUAUGUCCAAGAAGACUAAUGUUAUGAUCAAUCCGGAUGAGCGGCAGUUAGUGCUUACUGAGCAAUAA